This is a messenger RNA of Fusarium poae, 867 nucleotides long. RefSeq lists its product as uncharacterized. The transcript has a single exon. The record is from RefSeq and is a predicted model, not a curated record. The coding region runs from base 1 to 867 and encodes 288 amino acids. Lineage: Eukaryota; Fungi; Ascomycota; Sordariomycetes; Hypocreales; Nectriaceae.
AUGUCUCCGUUAGGCCAUAAAUGGGACGACUCGAAACUAAAAAAUAAGUCAGCCUACCUUUCAAGCGUUGGCCUUUGGACGGCUUGCCGAGAGUCGAGAGAAGUUGUCGCCAAAGACUGGGACAAACAGCCUCGACCAUAUAACGACUACGAUAUAUAUUACUGCUGCUCAAGAGAAAAAGCCAAUUAUUACUAUGACCAUUUUUGGCCAGAGGAUGAAGGGAUGUCAAAAACCUUCAUGUUUUGCUCUAAAAUCGAAGGCGAGCACUGGCAUCAAAAUGUUCACCUUGAGCAAGAUCUAUUCUGCAUCGUUUCAGACGAUUGGGAGUUCGUGGCCCACAAUUGGGAGAGUUGCGCUAACUUGAGCCCUGGUUCCAUUGGCUGUAACAACAUUGCUGUCGAAUUUGACGAAUCCUGGAAUCUCGCCCUUGAAAACAAGAUGAACGUAUAUCCCGCCGAGGUUCCUGCUUCAUUGGAGUUCCUGCUGCGGUUGCUUUUCGAACGCGUGGGCGACCCAAGCUGGAAUCCGAUGAUCAAGCUGAUUGUCAGGGACAAGGACUGGAUCUUGCUGCGUCCUACUGAUGGAUUUCAGAUCCGCGAUAUCGAUGAAGAGUAUCUCGAAGUGCCAGCUGACGAGGUUGAAUCGAGCUAUCAUCGCGACCAAGAAAGAAUAGAUCUCGUCGGAGACAACUCCCUUUUCCUGUUCUUUGAUUAUCUUGAUCAACUAUUUUACGACGAUCUACUGGAUCUCUACUGCGAGGACAAUUGCACGAGCCCUGGGUAUGAAGAAAGCCUGCGUGAUGGCUGGUUCAACAUCCGAGAUAGCUUCUCUAUACUCGUUCCUCGAAGCAAUCAAGUUGAAAAGUGA